UAGUUUUCUGGCGUUGGCGCCGUUGCGCAGCUGCAGAUGGCACCGCGUCGCUGUACUACUCUUCACGAAGAGAGCCGUGUCGGCGGGUCCGUACCUGAUACACUCACCCUGCUUUUGGCUACCCGCGCCGCUCACCCCACAAACCAUACAACAUGGUCAUUUUCGCGAUAGUCGUAGAUCGGUCUCCGCUCAACAACCAUCAUAGCGCAUGUCUACGACGAUGAAUCAAGUCAUCAUAUCAGACUUGAAUCGGACGCCCAUCGUUCAGAUCCUCACUUGGUUCACUCUUGUUACCAGUCUGUUGGCAUUCUUCACGCACGCCGGCAUUAAGUUCUAUGUGUUCCGGAGCCUCACGAUCGAGUCAUGGCUCGUUCUUGCUGCCUUGGUAUUCUGCGUCGCACAGUCGAUCGCAGUGUCACUGCAAGCUCACUAUGGCUUUGGCACACCGAUUGCGACCUUGGACGGAUAUCAGAUUGAGUCGAACCUCAAAUGUGAAUACGCUGCGAUGAUUCUCUUCAUCGUCUCCCUUGGCUUCUCGAAGCUUGCUGUCGUAGCUUUCGUUCACCAAUUGACGCCCUCCGAACUCCAUCGUAGAAUCAACUUUGGCGUCCUGGUUGUGAUAAUUCUGUGGCUGGUGUGUUCCGUGUUAGUCGCAGCGUUCGAAUGCCGGCUACCACGGCCGUGGGACAGGACAUUGGAUCGAUGCAUCGACCGUUUGACCUGGUGGAAUAUCGUUUCCUGUUUCAACAUCGUAACAGAGAUCGCGAUCGUGGCACUGGAACUGGUCAUAACAGCACAACUUCAAAUACGACGACAACGGAAGGCGGCGGUCAUGACUUUAUUCUCAUGUCGACUGCUCGUUCUCGUUGCUGCUGCGAUCCAGCUUGGCUUCUUCAACCGCGAAAGCACCGAUGCUGCUCUGAAGGACGAUCUGACACUCGGUUAUUGGCGAUCAACCAUCUGCAACCAGAUUGUACAAUGUAUUGCCAUUGUGACAACAUGCCUUCCAUACACCAAACUGUUUAUGGAGGGUUUCGAAUCGGGGCUGAUGCGUUUGGACGACUUACGUCGUCGAGGGGAGCAUACCUCUAAAGACGACAGCAAAGGGUACCAGCUCAUGGACAUAUCACGAUCAGGGCGCUCAGAGCAUUCUACCCGUUCUCAAGGCGGGCCCGAUAGAAGCAUCAAGGUAUCGAAGAGUUGGGCAGUGCAAGUAGACCCCGUAGCCCACAUGCCGGCUACAACAAUACCGCAGUGAAAACCAUAGCACUACAGUGCGAGUAUAUCCAUAGUAGACGAGCUUUCAAAAUGUACGUACCAACACAUGCAAAAAUUUGGCGUUCAUUGCGGCGAGCGCACCCCUGCUGCACCCUCGUUUCGCCUUGCAUGUGGCACGGCACGUAUGCCGCAGCAUAUGCGCCUAGUUUUCUUUGAGUAGGUGGUCCGGACCGGGACACGGUGGUGUGAUUUUAUUGGUUUGCGGGAUA
This is a messenger RNA of Alternaria alternata, 1487 nucleotides long. RefSeq lists its product as hypothetical. Bases 209 to 1258 code for a protein of 349 amino acids. Lineage: Eukaryota; Fungi; Ascomycota; Dothideomycetes; Pleosporales; Pleosporaceae. The record is from RefSeq and is a predicted model, not a curated record. The transcript is spliced from 5 exons.